This is a messenger RNA of Ipomoea triloba (trilobed morning glory), 1221 nucleotides long. RefSeq names its product WD-40 repeat-containing protein MSI1-like. The record is from RefSeq and is a predicted model, not a curated record. The transcript has 6 exons. The coding region runs from base 1 to 1221 and encodes 406 amino acids. Gene Ontology annotation, cellular component: nucleus. Lineage: Eukaryota; Viridiplantae; Streptophyta; Magnoliopsida; Solanales; Convolvulaceae. Gene Ontology annotation, biological process: regulation of gene expression. Gene Ontology annotation, molecular function: histone binding.
AUGAGUUCCGGUUCGCCGCCAACCAGGAGGGAAUUACUCGCGAUGCACGAGUUUUGGAAAAGCAACGCUCAAAAUCUAUACGAUAUGGUCGUCACUUACAACUCCGACUGGCCGACGCCCACCGUCGAAUGGCUCCCUGACGGGGAGGAGCCGGAGGGGGAGUCUUAUACUGUCCAGAAACUGAUCGUCGGAACUCGCGCGCCAGAGAAUGAACAGAACAGCCUUUUGCUCCUUCAGGUUAGGCUGCCUCGCGACGAUUGGGAGGGUGAACAAUUCAGUUCUUCUGUUGAGAUGGGGAAGGUAGAAAUAGUGCAGCGAAUAAAUCAUGAUGGGGUAGUUAACCGGGCUCGUUACAUGCCACAAAACCCAAGUAUUGUUGCUACCAAGACAGGCAGUGCUGAGCUUUUCAUGUUUGAUUGUACCAAACAUCCAUCGAACCCUCCCGAGGAGGGUGUUUGCAACCCUGAUUUGAGGUUAACUGGUCACAAAGAUAAAGGGAAUGCCUUGUCCUGGAGUCCACUUAAGCAGGGUUAUUUGUUAAGUGGCUCAGAUGAUGGUCAAAUUUGCAUAUGGGAUGUUAAUGCCACUCCAAACGAUAAGACACUUGAGGCCAUGCAUAUAUUUGAUAUUCAACAUGGAUGUGCUAAGGAUGUAGCUUGGCAUAUGAAGAAUGAGAACUUAUUCGGUUCAGUUGGAGAAGAUAACUAUCUACGUAUAUGGGAUAUACGCACUCCAGUGAUCAAGCUUAAUCAAUCUGUACUUUCUCAUGAAGCUAUGGUUAACUCCCUGGCAUUUAAUCCUAUUAAUGGAUGGGUUGUAGCAACUGGAUCUUCUGAUAGGAAAGUCAUAUUGUUUGAUCUGCGCAUGAUUUCUUCUUCCCUCCAAACCUUGGAACGCUUUUCUGAACCUUGUGACAGGGAGGAGGUUGAUCAUGUUAGGUGGAAUCACAAGCGUGAAAAUAUUUUAGCUUCAAGUUGUGCUGGCAAGAAGCUUCUUGUUUGGGAUAUUAGCAGGAUUGGCCGCAUACAAACCAGUGAGGAGGAAAAAGCAGGACCCCCGGAGUUGAUCUUUCUUCACUUUGGCCACAUGGAUAGCAUUACAGACUUCUCUUGGAGCCCAACCUACGACUCCGCUAUCGCCAGUGCAGCCAAUGACAACAGUCUACAGUUAUGGCGGAUGCUAGAAGAUGAAGAUGAUGAUGAUGAUGAGAAGGCCCCAUAG